Bufo bufo (common toad) is the source of this 2284-nucleotide messenger RNA. RefSeq names its product polymeric immunoglobulin receptor-like. NCBI's taxonomy places the organism in Eukaryota, Metazoa, Chordata, Amphibia, Anura, Bufonidae. The record is from RefSeq and is a predicted model, not a curated record. Gene Ontology annotation, molecular function: transmembrane signaling receptor activity. Gene Ontology annotation, cellular component: plasma membrane. Bases 132 to 1919 code for a protein of 595 amino acids. The transcript is spliced from 11 exons.
GAUGCACUUUCACUUCUCAGAACAGACAGGGCAGAGGAGUGCAAUAGUCACUUUGUUCUCCUGGGAAGCAGAAGCAAGUGUCCCUUAUUUCAUUUGAAGGAGAAGAAGGAACACAUUUCUGAUAUUACACAAUGACUUCUGGGUUGUUUUUAUUUGGCCUAGCUUGUGCCUUAAUCCAAAAUGUUGAGUCUGAUACAUUUGUCUGCCCAAAAGAGGUGACUGGAAAAUUGGAAGGGUCAGUAUCCAUCACUUGCGCAUACUCAACUAUUACGAAGGCCAAUAAGCAUAGCCGCAAGUUUGUUUGCCAAGAACGAGGAAGGUCUGGAAAAUGUCAAUAUACAAUCGCCUCUACGAAUAACUAUGUACACCAGAACUUUUUCGGCCGUGUUUCAAUUGAAGACAAUAAAAACGACGGCUUGGUCACCAUUACUUUGUCUAACUUAAGGAAAACUGAUGAAGGCACUUACAUUUGUGGCUUGGGCACAGAUGUGAAUGGGAUUAAAGCUAUGUUCACUUUGGCUGUCACUGAAGACUCAGUCAUUCCAAAUGAAGCAGAACUUGUCUAUGGUCAGUUGAGGGGUGCAGUGAAGUUCCAUUGUGAAUUUGGAGAUCAACAUGCUGAACUGAGGAAAUAUCUGUGCAAAAUAGAAAAAAAUGGCUGCAAGAAUGUUAUUGAUAGUUCAGGAGCAAUUGAUACUGCAUACCAAGGAAGAAUCAUUCUCCAAAGAGAUGAAAAGAGGCCAGCAAGUUUUACUGUCAAAAUAAUACAAUUGAGAACUGAAGAUUCUGGAUGGUUUUCCUGUGGUGUGGGUAACUAUGGAGGUGAAGGAGACACUACAGAGAUUGAUUUGAGGAUCAAUGAAGAGACUGAUAUACCCCAGGGAUCUAAACUAUUGUCUACCAGAUUGGGUGGAUCAGUGUCUGCUCAGUGCCACUACAAUCCUAAAAAGAACUACACUGUUAAAUUCUGGUGUAAAUUGGAAGAUUCGAGCUGUGAGCCACUCAUUAAAACAGAUGGCUAUAUCAAGGAUGUUUUUGAGGGAAGACUGCUUAUUCAUGAUAACACUACAAAUGGAACUAUGCAGGUCCUCAUGAACCAGAUUACUAAAAUAGAUGAAGGCUGGUAUUGGUGUGUGUUGACUGAUGGAAAACAUGACCAAACCUCAACUGUACAAAUCAAGAUUUCUGAAGAAAAUCAUGAAGGAUUGACUGCUGGCACAAUAGUGCAGGUUAAGAAUGGGGAAACAGCUAAAAUCACAUGUUCCUAUCCAUGCAAGUACAAAUCCUAUAAGAAAUAUUGGUGCAAAUGGAAUAACAAUGAUUGCAAUGAAGUAUCCGUUAAAAUUGAUGGUGGUGAAGAUGGUCUGAGUGUAUCAUGUGAGAAUCAGCAACUGGUCCUUACCAUUCAAUCAAUAUCUGAAAAAGACAGCGGAUGGUAUUGGUGUGGAGUCCAAAAAUCUGGAAGAUAUGGAGAAACUUUAGCAGUGCAAGUGCAUGUAAUAACGGAAGAAGCAACAAGUGACGUUUCUGAUUCUAAGAUUAAGUCGCGUGUUAACAGUGUGGAAAAGGAGAUUGUUAACUCACACAGUGAGAACAAACAAAACAGCGUGCUUCCUGCGGUUCUGUCCGUUUGUGCUGCAGGCCUGGUGGCUGCUGCUGUUUUCUUCAUCAUUCGAUAUAAAAGAAAAAGGAAUUCAGAUUUGGUUUCUGUUGGAAGCUACAGGACUAACAUAAGCAUGACUGACCUGGAUAAUGAUAUAGGCAAGGAGAACCCUGCUGUAAUUGGUACGCAGGAAACUGAUAUCAGCAACUCAAAAGAUGGAGCAAAGAUCAAGAAAAAGGGGUCUCAAGAAGAUCUUGAUUAUUCCAGCUUCCUUAUCCAUCACAGCGGCUCGCCAAAUGAAGAAAAUGCUGUUUAAAUUUACCAAGUCACAUACACAAAUCACGCAAUAACAUAUCUAUGCACAUUCAAUCAUUAAUCAUUGCAGCCACAGCUAAAUGUCUGUGUCUUUAUUGCAUACCUUAUAUGCAAAACUGCAUAUUUACUUACAUAACACAAAUACUUGUAAUGAAUCGACAGAAGAAUGCACAACACAUGAGAAAUUUACAUCCAGCAUGAUUCAAAGGACCACAGGGGUGCUAACAAUGAGACACUGUACAUUUGGCACUAAAGUGAGAAGCUCGGAGACAGAGAUCAAAUGGCUCAUCCAAAUAUUUGAUGGCAUUAGAUUAAUCGAAGGAAAACUCCCACACGGGAGACAAAUAUUGGUAUUAACGUAUUAUA